CUGUUAGUUGAAUUUUAUUGUGUGUUUCAAGGUUACAAGUAGAAACAAAUCUCAAAGAGACCAACAAUGGAGGCGGCACUGGAUGAAAUAAUUGCCGGUCUGCUGUGCACAGAUACCCAACGCAUACACGACUGCACCGCCGCUUUGAGUAAGGCGUUCGAAAACCCAGAGGCACUGCCGGUGCUCUGCCAGAUGCUGGUAUCGACCCGCGAGACGCAAAUCCGCCAGUUUGCAGUUGUCCUGAUGAACAAGCGCCUUGCAAAGCUGCGCCACUGGCAGAUGGUGCCGCCCGAACAUCAGGCAGGCAUUAAGGCUUGCAUGCUCCAGGCAUUGAUAAGGGAGAAGGAAAAGAGCGUAAAGAAUGCCAUAGCCAUGCUUAUUGGGACUUUAGUGCGUCAUGAGGCAGACAAAAAGGACUCGUGGUUGGCCGAAUUGCUGAGCUUUAUUUUCGAACGCUGCAGCAUGGACGAUCCCAAAGAGAGUGAGCUGGGAUCAUCCAUAUUCGCCAGUCUGACCGACAGCGCCCCAGAUCAAUUGAUCAGCCAAAUGUCUGAGAUUUGUCAACUCUUCUCGAGUGUGCUGAUAGCCGGCCAGAGCAAUGGAGAUAUGGCCACGCUCACUAUAGCCUAUAUGAUGCAGGGAAUGUGUUCCUUGAUUCCAUUCAUUGUCGGCCACACAAAGGCAGAGCAGACGGUUUCCAAAGUCAUCCCGCUGAUGCUCGCUGCUCUCCAGGCCUUUGUCCAAAAGGGAGUCCUGACAGAAUUCACUAUCGCCUUUGAGAUCCUGGAUUCCGUUGCAGAGUACGCGCCGAAACUGCUGAAUAAUUACAUAAAGAUGUUGGUUGAUUUCUGUGUGGCGACGCUGAGUAACAAGCAGGUAGAUGAUCAAAUCCGUGUUGUGGUGGUGACCUUUGUCGGUCGCAUCCUCCGCGUCAAGAAGAAGGCAAUCGUCAAGCAGAAACUCCUGGACCUCAUCCUAGUCACCGUAUUCGAGAUGACGUGUAGUGAACUCGGCAACGAUGAUGAGGACGACUAUUUCUCGGGUACUAGCAACACGCCCAUGACCGCGGCUACACAAACCCUCGAUAUGAUGGCUCUCCAGUUGUCGCCAGAAAAGCUGAUUCCACCACUUCUGCAGAUUCUCGAGCCAGCUCUCCAGAGUCCGGACCCUCUGCGCCGUCGCGCCGCCUUCAUGGCCAUGGCCGUCAUCUCCGAGGGUUGCUCGGAAGCCAUCAAAAAGAAAUACUUGGAAAUAAUGCUAAACAUAAUCAAGAGCGGCAUCAUCGAUCAGGAUCAAGCCGUGCGCAAUUCGGCCUUCUUUGCAUUGGGCCAGUUCUCCGAGUUUAUGCAGCCCGAGAUAGCGAAGUUCGCCCCACAGAUUCUGCCCGUGCUCUUUGAGUUUCUCCACCAACUGGUUGUGGAGCUGAAGAUGGGCCAGCCGGAACCCACACACAUGGAUCGCAUGUUCUAUGCCCUGGAGGUUUUCUGCGAGAACCUCGAGGAAGAGAUUGUGCCACAUCUGCCGGUGCUGAUGGAUCGUCUGUUGGAGUGCAUGGAUCAGCAGAACUCUAUUCAUAUUCGACAGCUGGCCCUGUCAACCAUCUCGUCGGUUGCCACCGCAUCGAAGACGAAUUUGGUCCCAUACUUCAGUCAGAUUGUGGAGAUACUGAAGAUUUAUCUGGUGAAUGAGUGCGACGAGUCGCUCAAUGAGCUACGCAUUCAGGCCAUCGAUACACUGGCUUCUAUUACCCGAACCGUUGGUAAAGAGAACUUUAUUCAUCUCGCCCAAGACACGAUGAAUUAUUGCAUGAAUAUGCUGGAGCUGGGACCAGACGAUCCAGACCUAAGGCGUGCCAUCUACGCCUUAAUUGGUGGCAUGUCCGUUGUUGUCACAAACGAUAUGAACACGUUCUUCCCUAAGGUUAUCGAACGCAUGAUUCAGACGGUGGUGUCGACGGAAGAUGCUUUGAUAAAGCUACGAGAAGACUCGCCGACGGGCGGGCUCUUAACUGAAAUCGAUCUGGGCAAUACCGACGAUGAGGACGAUGAUGACGAUAUAGGGGAAUAUCAGGCGGAGAAUGACUACGUCUAUGAGAAGGAGGAGGCCAUACUGACGCUCAAGGAGUUCGCAGUAAAUUCGAGAGACGCCUUUUUCCCCUACCUCACCAUGGUGUUCGAGGAGGUGUACAAAACAAUAGAUCAUUGCCAGGAUGUCAUCCGCAAGGCAGCCAUCGAGGCCCUAUGCGCGUUUGUAAUUUGCCUCCACAAGAUGAACGACGGAGACGGAGUAAAGCGCGCAUGCUCGAUUCUCAUUCCAAAGUUUAUUUACCUUGUUAAGAACGACGAGGAACAGGCCGUCGUCUGUCAAAUACUCGAUGAGCUUGGCGAGCUCUUCAAGGCCGUGAAGACGCCGGCCUUGCCCACCCCUGAUCUUGCUGAGACGGUUGUUGCCUGCAUCAAAGAUGUGCUGCUCAGAAAUACGGCCUGCCAGUUCAAUGAGCCUAGUGGCGGUGGAGAUGAGGAGGAGGCCGAUGAAAGCGAGUACGAUGAGGCGCUCAUCCAAAGUGGUGGCAAUCUGGUGGCCAUGAUUGGCCACGCCCUCCAACCUGACACAUACUCGCUGUAUUUUGGACGACUGUACAAUUUCUUCAUUUCCAAACUGGCAAAGGCCAAGAAGAACGAUGAUCCAGACCAGCGUUCAUUUAUCUAUGGCGUCCUGGCCGAAUGCUUCCAAUCGUUGGGACUCUGUGUGGUCACCUAUUACGAUUCGGUCUGUCCCUUGCUUCUAGUGGGCACCACCGACUCGUACGCCAAGGCGCGCCAAAACAGCUACUUCGGCCUGGGCGAACUGGUCUAUCACGCCAAACAGAAGUCCUUUGACUCGUUUGGAGUGAUUUUGCAAACCCUCUCCGAUGCGAUUGCCAAGGAGCAGAAUGCCCCUGCCCUGGACAAUAUAUGCGGGGCUGUGGCACGCCUGAUCAUAACCAAUCACAAUAUGGUGCCCCUGGGUCAUGUGUUGCCCGUAUUCAUGUCUAAUCUGCCCCUCCGCGAGGACACUGAAGAAAAUGACGUGGUGCUGAAGGCCUUCCGCGUGUUGUACAUGAAUACACGUGAGAGUAUUCUCCCUCACAUCGAGCAGAUGCUGGGCAUCAUCUUGCAUGUGCUGUUCAAGCAGGAGUUUCGCGAUAAUGACACCAACGCCAAUGCAGUUAGUUUCAUGAAGGAAAUCCGUAUCGAGUAUCCACAGCAAUUCAACAGAGUGGCCAACUCGAGUCCGGAGGUGUUCACAUUCGUGCAGACCCUGUAAGCAGCACCAGCGCGGCUCUAAUAUCAGACCUCGCAACAAAUACCUUGCUCAUACACAUACACAUUCAAGAGAGUUCCAGGCCAAAGUUUCUUCAGUUUCGGAGUAAAAACAAAUCUCAUAACCUUGAUGUAAUCGAAGUUCAGUCAAAAUUUUUCAAAAAUUCUCACGUUUGUCCACACACAGUACACAGUACACGCAGUGAUGUCAGUCAGUCCCAAAAUAUUGGGCACGUUCAUAGAUACACAUAAAAACUCUCGAAGAAAUCCAUCUCGGAGAUAGUACAUGGAGAUACACGAUAGAUACGAGCUAAUGGAAUGUUAACGAAAUGUUUUUUAAUUUAUAAUUGCAAAGCGAUAUGGAAUAGUCUGAAAUAAAAUAAACGAAUCAAUAAAAACUAAA
This is a messenger RNA of Drosophila persimilis, 3705 nucleotides long. Its product is annotated as importin-4. NCBI's taxonomy places the organism in Eukaryota, Metazoa, Arthropoda, Insecta, Diptera, Drosophilidae. Gene Ontology annotation, molecular function: nuclear import signal receptor activity; small GTPase binding. Gene Ontology annotation, biological process: protein import into nucleus. The record is from RefSeq and is a predicted model, not a curated record. The transcript has 8 exons. The coding region runs from base 67 to 3306 and encodes 1079 amino acids. Gene Ontology annotation, cellular component: cytoplasm; nucleus.